Messenger RNA from Poecilia latipinna (sailfin molly), 1922 nucleotides. Its product is annotated as putative golgin subfamily A member 6D. Lineage: Eukaryota; Metazoa; Chordata; Actinopteri; Cyprinodontiformes; Poeciliidae. Bases 343 to 1701 code for a protein of 452 amino acids. The record is from RefSeq and is a predicted model, not a curated record. The transcript has 2 exons.
AACCGACAAAAGAGAUGUAACGUCUAUCAUGAAUAUAGAUUAUCCAAAAACCCUAUAAAUUACAAUGAAAUACUGUUACUUCCACUAGCCGCCAGAAGUAAGACCCAUAAUUGUUUCCCCAGUUAGCCUCCCAGGAGUAAGGUGGAUAGAAUGUUCAGUUCCAAUGGUACCAAUGACAUCAGCAGUGAUGUCAUCACUCUAUGAUAUCACAAGGGAAUCUCUCUCUUGAAUGUAGCUGGCAGACAGAGUUUUCUCUGAUCUGUUCCACAGUUCUAUCGCGACAGAUCACCCUUCAGAGCACGUUCGAAGUUCAGAGAAGCAAGAAGUUACGAGAAUACAGAUAUGAAGCAACAACACAUUGUUUGCGAACAUGAAGCUUUUCCAGCUAAGCUUUCAUGGGUCGACAUGGUAGACCGCAACAUCCAAGUCGACUAUGACGCUGUCAUUUUCCCUGAUGAAGAUGACAGCCCCAUUGAGCCGGAAGUUGAAUCAGAGAUCCAGGGGGAAUCAAGCCCUUCCGGUGACUUUGAGAGUCCAACAUCUUUGGAAGUCAAGCAGGAAACAACACCCUCUACUGGCUUCAAGAUCACCCCCUCAGUGGAAGACGUGGCAGAGACUAGCCAACACGUCAAAGAUCUGACUAAGCAGGUACACGAUCUUAAAACAGAACUGCAGAGAAAGAAUUUUGAACUCCAUGAGGAAAGAGACAGAAGGAUUGCAUGUCAGGCUGAAGUCAAAUCCCAGCAGGAGGAGAUUCAAAGGCUGCAAAAACUGUUGGAAAAAGAACGUCACCUGCAAGUCAAUCGUGAACAGGUUUCUUGCUCUACCAAAGUUACAACUGACAAGAACGUUCUUCAACAGCUGGAGUACUUCAAGUGGGAGGCUGCAAAAUACGCCUCCCGCAAUAAAGGUCUGAUUGAAGUAAUGGUUGAAGAAUACCGAGUGAGACUUAAAUAUGAGGAGCAGCUCAAAAGUCACUCUGAGCAGGCUUCCAAAUUUAAGGCUCAGGAGGAAAUGGUGAAAGCUCUGCAGGAUCAGGUUGCGGACCUGAAGGUGGAGUUGAAACUUGCUCUAGAAAACAACCAUCCUAGAGUCUCCACCCGAACAGAGGUCCCCCUGCAAAGAGAAGGCUCCCUACAAACAGUGGAGACCAAGGAUAGACAGACCUCCAAUCAACCAGGGAGGUCUGAAGAAAGAUGGGCCUCCAAUCAACCAGGGAGGUCUGAAGAAAGAUGGGCCUCCAAUCAACCAAGGAGGUCCGAAGAAAGAUGGGCCUCCAAUCAACCAAGGAGGUCCGAAGAAAGAUGGACCUCCAAUCAACCAGGGAGGUCCGAAGAAAGAGGGACCUCCAAUCAACCAGGGAGGUCCGAAGAAAGAGGGACCUCCAAUCAACCAGGGAGGUCCAAAGAAAGACAGACCUCCAAUCAACCAGGGAGGUCUGAAGAAAGACAGACCUUGAAUCAACAAGGGGUCUUCAUGCAUAGCCUGGCUCAGCCUUUGCGCCAACCCACACUCAGGUUGCAAACAGAGGAGUCCACGCAAAGCCAAACCUCCACACAAACAUGGAGGUCUGAGGAAAGACAGACAUCCAUGCGACCAACCUCCACUGGCUCCAUGGAGGGUCUUCAUGUUGGUGUUGGCAGGAAGGCCAAGCUAAGCCCGGCUCGGCCUUUACACCGACCCACACCCAGGUGGCACUAACCUAGGUCAUUAUUCAAGCCCAGGUUUUGCUAACACUUUGCAUUAUGACAAUUUGAGGCUUUGCACAAAUUUGGCAAAGCCUCAAACUGUUUAACAAAUAUUCAUCAUCAUUUUAACUGUUUAACAAGUUCCUUAUUCAUCCAUCAUCUAGCGUACCUAUGUAUGUUAGAUGAUGGAUGGAUAUUUGUUAAACAGUUGACAAUAGAAUACGAAACAGAGAA